AUCACUAUUCGGCUACCACUCUUUUCUGCAACUGCCGGGACGCCGACUUUUGAUUUUCGCUUGAGUUUUGUUAUUUGCCUUACUUUAUUUCGUAAAGUACUACCGCAAACUCACGGAACAGCGAACAAUAUGUCGGACGUGCGCAAGACCAAGAGGUUGACCUUCCCCGCCGAUGAGGAGUUCGACGAAGAAUUGCUGUUGGAGAUUGCUGCUGUCCAGACCGAGGUAGAUCAAAUCAACAAGAAAACCACCGAAGAGAUCCUCGAGGUGGAAUCGCGUUACAACAAGCUGCGUCAGCCAUUAUAUGAUAAACGCUACCAGAUGAUAAAGAAGAUCCCCCACUACUGGUUGAAAUGCAUCAAGAACCACCCGAAGAUAUCCUUGGUCAUUCACGAGGAAGAGGAGGAUUGCCUCCUCUAUCUAACUGAUCUGGAUGUCCUGGAGGCCGACGACAUAAAAACCGGCUACCGUAUUACGCUGCGCUUCGCAGAGAAUCCGUACUUUGAGAACAAGGAACUCGUCAAGGAGUACUAUUUGCGCUCCAUGUCAUCAAACACGCUCAUUGAGUGGAAGGAGGGCAAGAACCUGCUCAAGCAGGUACUGGAGAAGCCCGACCACGGCAACAAGAAGCGCCACCCGGACUUCAAGUCCUUCUUCGACUGGUUCACAGAGCCCACUGAUAUCGUCAGAGACCGUGUCGGCAUGUCUCUAAGAGAUGAACUCUGGCAGAAGCCCGCGUAUUAUUAUUAUUACUGCAAAGAUAUUGGGGCUGUGCCUCAUUGACUUCCUGAAUCAAUAAAUAACCUCGUACCAAUGUAUGUACAUAUAUGUAAGCUUAA
Drosophila serrata is the source of this 839-nucleotide messenger RNA. RefSeq names its product protein SET pseudogene. NCBI's taxonomy places the organism in Eukaryota, Metazoa, Arthropoda, Insecta, Diptera, Drosophilidae. The record is from RefSeq and is a predicted model, not a curated record.